Molecule: messenger RNA, 707 nt
Organism: Syzygium oleosum
Lineage: Eukaryota; Viridiplantae; Streptophyta; Magnoliopsida; Myrtales; Myrtaceae
Product: light-regulated protein, chloroplastic-like
Exons: 3
Coding region: 56-469 (137 amino acids)
Cellular component (GO): chloroplast
Source: RefSeq, a predicted model, not a curated record
CUCUCUAUGAUUACACAAAAUUCAUCAUCAGAUCUCACAACACUCGACAUUCAAGAUGCAAGCAGCUUCGUUCCUCGCACCACCCCUCCUUCCGGUGACCCCAUCCAAGAACCUCUCUAAGCCCUUAGCUUUGCCUUCCAAGCUCUCAUCUUCAGUCUCAUCUCGAGUCUCCCCGGUAAAAGCUUCUCCGGAGGCCUAUGAAGCUGCGACAGUCGAUUACAGCUCCACAAUCUCAGUCUUCCCAGCAGAAGCCUGUGAAACCAUCGGUGGUGAAGCAUGCUCGGCAGACAUAUACCCCGAAGUGAAGCUCAAUCCGGAGGCCCAAAUCAACACGGAGAUGCAGGCCGCAGAGGCCUUCGAGAGGGAGUAUCUCGAAUACAGCGGGCCGAAAACGGUUUUCCCAGCAGAGGCUUGCGACGAUCUCGGCGGCGAGUUCUGCGAACGUCCAUACCAGAGAGGUGUUUACUAGAAUCAAUCAUGAGGGCCAAACUCUGCAACAAAAGAGGGAGUUCCGAAUCGUGGAUAUAUAUGUGUGUAGAUAGUUACUGUGAUGUAUGGGUGUAAAGAACAUACUAAAUCGUCGGGGCUUCUAUCGCGCUGCGGGGUUAAAAGUAUGGACAUUUCUUGUGGGUUGUUUCGCCGGUUUCGUGGCGUGUAAACCUAGAAUUCUCACGACUUAUCGAAUCGAAUUCGCUGACAUGGAAGGA